AUGUCGCAAAAUAAAGCCGCACGAGGCGGCGCUGCGACAAAAGGGAAAAAGGCAAGCAAACCAGGAGCUGAAGACAAGAGAGAAGACGUUCUUCAAGCGGUGCUCAUAGCAGAUUCAUUCCAGACCCGGUUCCUCCCAUUCUCUGUAGAGAGACCAAGAUGUCUGCUCCCACUUGCCAAUACACCUCUCAUCGAGUACACCCUCGAGUUCCUCGCCAUGAACGGCGUGCAGGAAGUCUUCAUAUACUGUGGAGCCCAUCAUGAUCAGAUCGAGCGAUACGUCCACGACUCGAGGUGGUCCCCUAACUCAAGAUCCUGUCCGUUCUCUACCCUUGAAUUUAUCCGUGUUGCCGAUGCUAGGUCUAUCGGCGAUUUUCUUCGAGAUCUAGACAAGCGCAACAUCAUUGGAGGGGACUUUGUACUGGUACAUGGGGAUCUUGUUUCCAAUAUUUCUCUUGAUGCAGCUUUGGAGGCGCACAGGGCUCGCCGAGAAGCGAAUCGAGACUCGUGUAUGACUCUGGUGCUGCGAGAGGCUGGUGAAGGGGAGCACAAUACUAAGACCAAGGGACUAACGCCGGCAUUUAUAAUCGACCCGAACGCUAAGCGAUGCUUACACUACGAAGAAAUACAUCCCUUACAAACUGAUCGCUACGUCACCCUCGAUCCUACCAUACUUGAGAACCGCGAAGCAGAAGCCCGGACAGACCUAAUUGAUGCCGAGAUUGACAUAUGUACACCGGAUGUGCUCGCCUUAUGGUCCGAAAGUUUCGACUACGAACUCCCCCGGGCCAACUUUCUCCAUGGCGUACUGAAGGACUGGGAGUUGAACGGGAAGAUGAUUCACACAGAAAUUGUUAAUGAGGGCUACAGCGCGCGUGCCAGGAACCUUCAGAUGUAUGAUGCGAUUAGUCGGGACAUAUUGAGUGGCUGGACCUAUCCAUUCACACCUGAAUGCAAUCUCCUACCAGGUCACUCCUACCAGCCACAAGGCGAUAAUGUGUAUCAGGAGGAUGAUGUCGAAAUUGAUUCUGAAAGCGAAGUAUUCGACUCAGUCCUCGGAAAGGAGACUCAUGUUGGGUCCGGGAGCGUUAUACAAAACAGCAUCAUUGGACGAAACUGCAAAAUUGGUAGCAACGUCCGAAUUACCAACAGCUUCAUAUGGGAUGAUACUACAGUUAAUGAUGGGGCCGAAGUGGAGCAUGCAAUUAUAGCUGAGAGAGGAGUGUUAGGUAAGAAAGCCUUCGUCCAUGAAGGUGCGCUGAUAUCGUUUGGAGUUCACUUGGGUGAUGGUACGGACGUCAAGCCUGCUACGAUGUUAUCCCUUCUUUCUCCUGGUGGACAGCUCGUAUCAGCACAGCCCGAAUUCGUCGGUUCUGGUGGCAAGGGAGCACUCUUUGAAGAUUUUGAAGAUGACGAGACGGACCUUGAUGACCCAUCGAGAUUGCAAAAAUCACUUAUAUACUCUCUCGAAGAUCUUGACCUCUCUGAUUCCUCUGUCUCGACACUUGCGGAUGACGAUGAUUUGUCUGACGACGAGUCGGGUCCGUUAUCGCCCAGUGCUAGUCACCGCACCUCGAGAUCCCGACUUUCCUCCUUCGCUUCCGAUGAUUCAGGAGGCCCGUCAUUUUCCUCUUUUCACUCGGACGCUGUUCAUGGGCUUCUGGAUGUUCUCCGUGGGAUAUCGGGCAACUUUGAAUCGGAGAAACUUGAGUUCAUGUCACUACGACUUGCCAACAACGCGUCUGAUGCGGCUAUGAGGAAGGCGGUUGCGACGGCCUUCGUUCGUCGCGCGGUCGAGCUUAUAAAUUCCGAGAAUGACGCUUUAGAACCAUCAAAAGCUGCUAAGCAGGUACUUACUUCACGAGAGGGUGCUACAAGCUUUGUCUCGGAGGUUGGCGUUGGUGAUCACUCCGUAUCAGAACAAGUCGAAUUCGCGCUGGCGGUGCAGAAAGCAUGCGUAAGUAGUUCCAGAUUUGUUGAAGUUGCCAAAACUGGCAACCUCCUUGCUGCUAUGUUGCAGCAGAUGUACGAUCUUGAUAUCCUCGAAGAAGAGGGUAUUCUAGGUUGGUGGGAAGACGAUAGGGGUAAGGAGGAUGGGUUGAUGUCGGAGGUACGAGGAAAAUGUCAGGCACUAGUUGAGUGGCUUGAAAACGCCGACGAGGAAAGCGAGGAGGAUGACGACGACGACGACGACGACGACGAGUGA
Molecule: messenger RNA, 2205 nt
Organism: Daldinia childiae
Lineage: Eukaryota; Fungi; Ascomycota; Sordariomycetes; Xylariales; Hypoxylaceae
Product: putative translation initiation factor eIF-2B subunit epsilon
Exons: 3
Coding region: 1-2205 (734 amino acids)
Biological process (GO): biosynthetic process
Cellular component (GO): eukaryotic translation initiation factor 2B complex
Molecular function (GO): translation initiation factor binding; guanyl-nucleotide exchange factor activity; translation initiation factor activity
Source: RefSeq, a predicted model, not a curated record